Alternaria ventricosa is the source of this 204-nucleotide messenger RNA. RefSeq names its product ribosomal protein S30A (gene RPS30A). Bases 1 to 204 code for a protein of 67 amino acids. Gene Ontology annotation, molecular function: structural constituent of ribosome. The record is from RefSeq and is a predicted model, not a curated record. Lineage: Eukaryota; Fungi; Ascomycota; Dothideomycetes; Pleosporales; Pleosporaceae. Gene Ontology annotation, cellular component: cytosolic small ribosomal subunit; ribosome. Gene Ontology annotation, biological process: translation. The transcript is spliced from 4 exons.
AUGGGAAAGUCUCAAACCCCCAAGGUUGAGCCCCAGGAGAAGAAGAAGACCCCCAAGGGCCGCGCCAAGAAGAGGCUCACAUACACCCGCCGUUUCGUGAACGUCACCAUGACCGGUGGCAAGCGCAAGGUCAGUAGAGAUCGCGUAUCUGCACAAUGGGCAAGAGCUGAAACGUCCCAGAUGAACCCUAACCCAACCUCAUAA